AUGAUAUUGAUCCUAGAGAAUCUAGGAAUCAGGAAAAAAACAACACCUGCUUUACCUAUUAAAACUUGCAACAGUUCCUUCAACCAAUUGUUUCUCUGUCUUACGCCAGGUAUGGAUAGUGCACAGUGUUACGAUUUUCAAGGUAACCCUGUGAAUAAUGGAGAAAAAUAUGUACCCAAUAAAGAAGACCCAUGUAUGACAUGUAUUUGUGAUAAAGGGUUCCGGAUUAUGUGUAAAUCUGUAGCCUGUUCUCCACCAGGAAACUGUGAAUUAUGGGAACAGAUUGAAGGUGUCUGCUGUGAAUAUAAAUGUAUAAAAUCUGGAUCUGGAAACAAUGUACAAGGUGGAGGACCUGGUAAUAUUUUUAAUGUCACUAAUCCUGAAUUGGAUGGUGGAAGAGCUCUAGAAGAUGAAAGUAUUACUAAUCUAGGAUUAAGAUUAGUAGCUAGCACUGUUACAUCUUUUCUAGUCUUAGCUUUAUUACUAUUUAUGGUACAUAGGUUAAGACAGAGACGUCUAUUACUAGCAAUGAGAAGAUUUGAGGCUCAAGCGAGGCGUCAACAAUUAGAGGAAGCAGAUUCUGAUCAUUAUAUACCAGAAACAUUUCUAGGUAUAGAAUGUCCUCCAUAUGAGGAUCCUCCGCCUCCUUAUUCACCUCCUAAACCACAUCCACGUAUUAUGCCUGGAGAAGCACCACCUCCUUAUGAAGAGAUAGAUCAAAAUCCUCUUAGUCCUUUGAAUAACAAUGAGAUCAAUCGUGCUAUAACUGAAGAAAAUAGUGCUCCAACGCCUCGGCAGUGUUCAAUUAACAUGGAAAAUAAUAAUAAUACAGAAGCUAGUUCUCAAUGUGUUCAAACAAGUGCUACUCCAAAUGUGGAAUGUCGUAUUGAAAAUGAAAAUAUGCGCAGAAGUACAAAUACUAGUGAUACUGUGACUCGUGGGGUUUGUGUUUUACCUGAUUCAAGUGGAAAUAUGCAUACAUAUGCUAAUACAUCAAGUGCUUCUCAAAAUAGAAAUUGUGCAAGCUAUAUAGACAAUCAACUUGAUAGUACUCCAACAAGUCCUACAGGACGUGUUCCUCUAUUGAGUUCUUCUCGCGAUGAUUCACACGAGUGCUCUUGUGAUGAGGAUCAAACAAUGUUAAAGAGAUAUUAUUCUUAUGAGCAUCAAGCUUCAACUAGCUUUAAUAAUACACAACCAUCUACUUGUCAGGAAAGUCCUCUACUUCAACAAAAUCAAAUCAGGUCUAGUCAACCUUCUGAAUUAUAUGCAAAUUGUUUACCUCAUUCUGUCAUGUCUGCUUCCAUGACUGAACAACCAGAUCCUAAAAAAUUAAUUCGUCAAUAUGACAGAUUUUCCUCACUGCCAAGACAAAUUAGGUCAACUGAUGAACAUCAAUUUAGCAAUCCAUCUCCUUUAAGGGAAGUAGCAGAAACAGAACAAGGAAUUCCAUUGGUCGAAAUGAGGAAGAAUGUCUCAACUCAGGAUAUUUCUAAUGCACCUUCAACAUCAACAGGUUCACCACCACAGGCUUCAUUGAGAACUGCAGCUGAUGGAGCUUCAAGGCAAGAUCUUUUGCGGGGAAAUUUACAACCUCUCACACUAAGUGAUAAAGUGACUCCUUUGUGUAGUAAUAUUCUAGUUCAAAACAAUGGACAAGCUUUAGUUCAAUCCAGUGAAGCCCGUCUGAGAAAUUUAAGACUUUACAAUCUUGCUCAUAGUCCAACCAAACAAUUAGAUAGUCCUAAUUCACCUGUAACUCCUGAAGAACUACAAAUUAAGCGAUCUCAGUCGGUCACUUCAGAGGUCUCUAUCUUCUCAAUAUGUUCGGAAACAGGUGAACUUCGGAUUCCGAAACCCAUGACCCAAAGUUUAAGAUGUGAUUCCCAAUAUCCUGAUAUUCCAAUUAGACCCAAUUUCUUAAGACAAUUAACAAGCAAUGUGGAGACAUUUUUAGGAACAGUUCCAAAACGGAAUUUUGCCAGUCAUCAAGAUCAGUCAGUAUCAAAAAUUACUGAAGACAAUGAUGCUAAGGUUGCAGAAAAUCCAGCAUUAGAUCAGAGUGAUGAAAAUCAGCUUUGUGUCAGUGAUGUAGGUGGUCCUAUUGGAGCCUCUGCUCUGAUCAAAAAUUUUAAUAAACUCAAUUCAGAAUUAAAGGACAACUCUCGAAAAAAAGAAAAAGAAAAACCAAAAGCUAAUCGAUUUUCAACUGGAAGUUUACCUGCUCAAAAACCCAAAAAGACGCGGUCCGUGAAUCCUGAGGCUGGUCCAUCAAAAUCCAGUGAAAGUACAAGCAAAAAACAUGAUACUGCUAAAAGGAAAGGUGUGAAACAAAGUAGUUCUAUCAAACAAUAUGGUUUUAUUGAUAAUAGUGCCGGUACUAGUUCUCAAUCAACUAGUAAUAAUAGUGUUAAAUUGGAUUGUUUAAAAGGUUCUAGUCGCAGCAAGGAAGGUCGAGGACGUAAAGAACUGGAUAACCAAAGAACAAAACCUGAUCAUGCUCCUCGAUGUGAUUUAUCAGUAUUACAACCAACACCAGAAUUAAAAACUAGUCGACAAAUCAAACCGGGUGUCAAACGUCAAUUAAAUUAUUUAGAUAAAAACAAUCAUAGUCCAAGCCCUACUCGACAAAAAUCACGACCAAAAACUAUGUUUCCAACUUGUCACAAGGAGUCAGAAUCAGGUACUUGGAAUGAUCUGAGUAAAGAAUCCACUUCUAACUGUGUUCCCAGACGUAAGGGUAAAAGUUCAUCUUCACGUAGUAAAAAGAGACAGUCUUAUCCAGUGUCUAAUAUACAAACAGCAGAAAGUACUGGUAUAGUUUUAUCUCGACCAAAUAUUAUCGGUUGUGUUUCUGAUAUGACAAAUGAAACUGUGCCACCAUUGAAUGAAGCUGGUGUUAGUCAGGAACCCACAAGACUCAAUGGUUAUGUGUAUAAGUAUAAUACAGAUAGUCCACAAGACAAUCCUAAUGUAUAUGUCAAAUUAAGACCCACAAGUUUAAGUAGCUAUGUCUAG
Lottia gigantea (owl limpet) is the source of this 3018-nucleotide messenger RNA. RefSeq lists its product as hypothetical. Gene Ontology annotation, molecular function: protein binding. The record is from RefSeq and is a predicted model, not a curated record. Gene Ontology annotation, cellular component: membrane. The transcript has 4 exons. The coding region runs from base 1 to 3018 and encodes 1005 amino acids. NCBI's taxonomy places the organism in Eukaryota, Metazoa, Mollusca, Gastropoda, Lottiidae.